CAUUCAAACCACAACAAGCGGAGAGCAGCUUCUCCAGCGGAUUUGCUAGCUAUCGCGAGGCUAACUAACUAACUUUCUCUCUCACUCUCCUGGGUCGGCCGGUCCCCUCUAACCCGAGCGUUGGCGUUGGCGUUGCCCCGAGCGAUGGACCGUGCCGGGCGCCACCCGAGGCUGACAUGUGGGGCGAGAUCAUGAACGAUAAGCUGGUGUUCCUGGGCCUGCUGUACUUCGUACAGGGCAUCCCGUACGGCCUCCAGUCCUCGCUGCUGCCCGUCUUCCUGCGCGGGGCCGGACACUCCCUGACCCGCAUCGGCCUCACCAAGAUCCUCUACUUCCCCUGGGUCCUCAAGGUGCUCUGGGCGCCGCUGGUGGACCGCCUCGGCACCAAGCGGCGCUGGCUGGUUGCCACGGUGACCGGCCUGGCGCUGACAUGCCUGUGCAGCGCGGCGAUGGCGCCCGAGGCUCACAUCUGGGGCGUGGCGGGAACCCUGCUGGUCAUGAACGCGCUGGCGUCCGUGCAGGACAUCGCCGUGGACGGGGCCGCCGUGGCGUUGCUGAAAGGCCGCGUGGAGCUCGGGCUCGGCAACACGGCACAGGUGGUGGGCUAUAAAGCGGGCUCGGUGUUUGCCGGAGGAGGGCUGCUGGCUGUGAUCGACGUGGCCGGAUGGAGCUGGAUGUUCAUGCUGCUGACCUUCGUGUACGCCGGCGUGGCUCUGUUUGUGUGGGGCGCCCCGGUUCUGGACGAAGAGACCCUCAGGGGCCCGCAGGUGGAGGGCAGCAGGAGGGGGGGGCAGGACGCCAUGCGGCCCUGGAGGGUGUGGAGGAAGAUGCUGGCUGUUCCCGGCACGCCUUGGACCAUCCUGUACGUGCUGACCUACAAACUAGGUGAGCAGGGAGCAGUGACCAUGUUUCCUCUCUUCCUGUUGGAUCAUCACAUGACCGCCCGGGAGCUCGGCUUCUGGAACGGAGUCAUCGCCAUGGGCUUCUCCAUCUGUGGCUCAUCCCUGGGGGCCUGCUGCUGGCUCAGUUCAGCAUGGGCUCUCUGAUGCGUCGUGUGUUCGUGCUGCGAACCGUCAGCAUGGUCUUCCAGAGCUCCCUGCUCACCGUGCUGGAGCCGCCGCCGCUCAUG
This is a messenger RNA of Perca flavescens (yellow perch), 1129 nucleotides long. It is a transcript of the gene slc33a2, whose product is annotated as major facilitator superfamily domain containing 3. Gene Ontology annotation, molecular function: transmembrane transporter activity. Gene Ontology annotation, biological process: transmembrane transport. The coding region runs from base 177 to 1046 and encodes 289 amino acids. NCBI's taxonomy places the organism in Eukaryota, Metazoa, Chordata, Actinopteri, Perciformes, Percidae. The record is from RefSeq and is a predicted model, not a curated record. Gene Ontology annotation, cellular component: membrane. The transcript is spliced from 8 exons.